UCAAGCUUACUGCGUCAGGGCAUUUGUUUGUGUGCUGUGAAAGAAGACAUUUAUUUCACCACCUGUCAACAUUUCAAAUAUUCAGACAAAUACUGGUGAAAAACACAAUGUUGGUGACUAUCCUGCUGCAAUUGCUGGUGAUCCUGAAUUUAGACGGCAUGAACCACAACACCCAGGGAAUUUCAGCUGAUAUUGGUGAAAAUCUCAAAUCACUCAUUCUGAGCUACGAAACAGAGUAUUGUGAAUCAAGAUGUUUGCCGACCCUUGAAACCGAUAUCAUGGCCCCGUUUCCAGCAAACGAUAGCAUCUGCACAAAUUGUUCCUGUGACGCUGAGUGUAGGGACUUCGGCGACUGUUGCCCCGAUCUGUACAUUGGCAAAGGCAAGCACGACCUAGAAUGUGUAGAGUUUUCUCAAGGCAAUUCUCAGGCUAUACAGAUCUAUGUGGUGACACAGUGUUCGCUUGGUGAUAAACAUUAUUCGGAAGAACUUUCCAGCAAAUGCAACACUUCCACCCGGCUGCCAGUUUCCCUUCGAAGAGAAAAUGUGACGUCCUUAACAUUUAGAAAUAAAUAUUGUGCACAGUGCCAUGGUUAUGAAGAUUUUCAAACAUGGGACAUAGGUGUUGCAUGUGAACAGUUUCCAGAGGAAAUCAGCCACAUUUCUGAUCCAGUGGCUAUAUUUGACUUGUUAGAAAAAUCACCUUUGUGUAUCUUUGAAUACCGUGUGCCACAAAACAUUUCGACCCGAAAAUGUCAUGAAAUGUCACCAAUUUCUGAGUGCAAUGUGACAGGUAUUUGGGAGACGUACAAUGCUUCUAUCGAGGCCGCCUGUCAUGCCUACAGCCACGUCACUAAUUGGGGUUAUCAGAAUAUAUUCUGCCACAUUUGCAAUGAAGGUGUCAUAUCUACCUCGUGCUGUGGUCAACCCCAGACUCGUCCGGUGAGGUUCAUGGCACUGACGGGGUUGUUACAGUUUGAAGAGGAACAUAUGGACUUGCCACACAGCGAGAAGACAUGUCUGGGGAAAGAAUACCACGACAGACUCACGGACCGAUGCCAUGAAAUACUUUGCCCUCCGUUUCAACAACUGAAGAAUAGAGAAUGUAAAGACAUUUUCGCUCCUUUUUUUAGGAUGUCGAAGCAUUUUAUUGAUAUUUUUUUGGUCCCUAUAGUAACAAAAACCUCUAAAACAGUCAAUUUGACCCAUUUGACCUGUGUUCUGACCGAUUAUUACAUCUCACAAAUUCCCGGGAAUGACACAGCAAUUGAGAAGGUGGUUGUCAUCGUUAAUUUCAACAACUCAUCACAUGCUGACCUGUCCUGGAACAACCAUACUGAUGGCGAUGAUUAUAGUGAAAUUAAUGCUUUCGGUAAUUUUAACAUAGAUAUUAGGAUAUAUUUUGCUGUAAAUUUUACUAUUGGAGAUUCCUUUGCAGUGUUUGCUGAACGUUUAUCAAACCUUCUUUUCAGAGAUGUAUUUCUUUCCGACGAAGCAAUGCACAUCACUCUGCGUGCUCUCUAUAAAGAUAUGUUGCCAACUAUACAUUACAGUACAAAUCAUACCUCAGUAUAUGACCCAGAUGUUAUUGGUGAAGAUGCAUUUGAAGCCUUUCCAAGUACGUAUACCAAGCGUAAUUGUCCUCAGAUUUUGUAUUCUCAAUCUGAUUACACACUGAUGGCCAAUGCAAGUGCAUUGCUGGGGAAUAACCGUUCACUUAUUCCAGAAGACAGCUUUACGCUCACUGAAGAUUUAGGUAUUUUGGUCUGCCUAUAUACGCUUGAGAAUUUUACACUCGACAGUUUCACUCUCGUCCUAAACAAUGACAGCAGACCUGAUAAAAAGUCUGGCCUAGAGCAAAGCUAUGAUAUUCUUACCAUUCUUACAACUGUUUGUUUGUCCUUUAGUAUGUUCUUUCUUGCGUUGUCAUUUUUGGUGUAUGCAACCCUGACUACGUUACAUACACUACCGGGGUGCAUCUUGAUGUGUUUGAUGGGUUCGCUUUUCGUCGCACAAGGACUAUUUCUAUUUGGAGCAGGUGCUCAUGAUAAUCUCCUGGUAUGCCAAAUAAUCGGCGUACUGACACACUAUUUCUGGAUGGUCACUUUUGCAUGGAUGGGGGUGAACACCUUUCACGUUUUCCGAGUAUUUCGAAACAUUUUGUCUUCGGUUAACCUGUCAGGCAAUAAACGGAAGAUCUUUUGUAAAUAUGUAGCAUUUGUCUACAUGGUCCCAGGUGUGAUUGUUGGCUUAACCAUUCUUACGAAUUUAUACCUACCUGGUAAGUCAAUUGGGUACAGUGACAGCGGAGCCGCCUGUUUCCUCAAUCCUGGCGUUAUCACUCUGAUAUCGUUCGGCAUUCCCAUCUUUGUCACUGUUGUGGGUACAUUCGCGUUCUUCAUAUCCACAGUCACUUCUCUUAGACGGUUGUCAAAAGAGCGUGUGCAGGCGGGACAAAAAGAACAAGGAACUAUCAUUCAUAUGUUAAAAAUAGCCUCUGUAAGUUCUAUGUCGUGGGUGUUUGGCCUUUUGGGAUCCUUAUUUCCGAUCGAAGCAUUCAACUAUGCUUUUGUGAUCCUAGCCGGUGGGCAAGGUCUGUUAAUUUUCUUAAGCUUUGUUUGCAACAGUCGUGUGUUAAAGUUGUGUAUGAAAGGUAAAACUAGACCAUCACCUUGCAGAAGUAAACAUGUAAACUCAAAAGUAACAUUGAGUUCAAAUGUUUCUUCAGACUUGAGCUCCCGUGAGUAAUCUACAUGGAUCCUUGGAUUUCUUCAGUGCCAAAAUGUAAAGACUUUGGGGGUAUUCAGAUCCGUUUCUCUGCCACAUGACAUGAGCAAAGAAAUACUCCAUUUGUCCGAGAAUUGGUCCCCAGUUACCUAUGACUGUGGUAUGAGACUUAAUUAAUCCUAUGGUCAAAUUAGCUCGGUAUAUUAGCUGAUUGUGUGUCAUCGUACCGACAGCGCGAUGCGUUGCUAAUAGUAUCAAUCACUACAUUAUCGGGUCCAGACAUAUGUUAUUUACAGACCGCCGUGGUAUAGCUGGAUAUUACCGAGUCCGGCACAGAGACAAACAAAGCAUGGAUUAUAUUUGGUAACCGAAUAUCAUCUAAGAUACCCAUCAAUUUACUUAGUAUUCGAGGCGGUCGGGUAGCAUAGUGGUUAAAGCGUUCUCUCGUCUCGCCAAAGACCCGGUUUCUUUUCCCGACAUGGGUACAAUGUGUGGAGCCCAUUUCUGGUAUCCCCCGCCAUGAUAUUGCUGGAAUAUUGCUGAAAGCUGCGUAAAAGCAUACUCACUCACUCACUCACUCACUCACUCACUCACUCACUCACUGAGUAUUCAUUUCAGUUGUUGCACAUUUUGUAUUAUAAUGAUUAUUGUAGCAACAACGAUCACAGCUUUAUAUAUAUGAUUUAUAUAUAAUACAACACCAAGUAGAUAAUAUACAAAUAAAAUCUUGACCAUAACUGAAUGUUUGAAAGGGGUCAAAACAAGUGUCUGGUCACAAGUUUAACCAAAAAGUUAAACAAAAUUGAAUUUCAAUUACAAACUGCGUGAACUUAAGGUAAAUCAGACAUGCAGUUUUCACACUUCCUUUAGAACUAUGUCUUAUUAUUUAUGUAUUUAUGAAUGUAUGUAUUAUUGAAUGCAGUCCAUGACUUUCUGAAUUUCUGUACAUGCGAUAAAACAGAAUUAAUUAUUUUUUAUGAAGUCUUCUUGUGUUGAAUUGUUUAAUAGCAAGCACCAGUUAUGUAAAACUGUGGUUCAAUGUAGCUGUUUCAUAUUUUCAAACUAUUUUAUAAUCGUGCAUGAUGUUUAUUAACUAUGUCUAAUUAUGCUACUUUAUCAUUCUUGUAUCUUUUAUAAGAUGCUGUAGUUAAUAUUAUUAUUAUUCUUAUUCUUUUUUGUAUAGUUGUCUGUUAUUGAAUGCAUUGUGAAAAUAUUUGUGAACACUAUAUCAUUAUUUUCUGUAUAUCAUUUAACACGUUGACAAAUUAGGAGAUGACCCUACAGUUUUGAAUGCCGAGGUCGUUUCAUUAUAUAUAUAUUCUGCUGAAACAAGUCAAAACAAGUCCAAAACCGCUCUCUACUGUGUUUCAAAGCCAAUAUAUUUCUUAAACGUUUUUCUUCGCUUUAUAAGCAUUUUUGACUUAAUUGUUUACAGGUCGCUGUCGCAUGGCAGGAUCACUGCUGCGCGGCACCAGGCAAUAAAUAAAUACUUACUUUUGUAUGAAUGGCGGGUGCUACCGGCAGGACGUACUAACCCUUUUCGCGAACACCUUGUGCCAUCACUGAUUUUCAGUGGUUCAGCCAUAUAAUUUUCACAGCCAGUUUGCCAUUUACGCCAAAUGGAAUCUGUUUCGGUGGAUAAUCUAAACUGUUUGUUCGCUUGCAUUGACAAUGUAUACUACUCAAACGAAGUUAAGGAUCAACUGAUUCUUUCAUAUUACAAUACUUAAUCUCUCAUGCCAUGACAGAUUAACUUUACCAAUAUGAAAGAAUCGGGUUAUCCUUAACUUCUUUUGAGUAGUAUAAUUAUGUUUCAUUCUGUCAAAGUGCCAAUUAACCUUGCUUGCCUUCUAUAAAAUAAUAUCUACAGUUUCUGCUGAAUAAUUGUCUUUCUGUAAAAGUUCAAUUUAAACAA
Messenger RNA from Haliotis rufescens (red abalone), 4641 nucleotides. RefSeq lists its product as uncharacterized. Gene Ontology annotation, molecular function: G protein-coupled receptor activity. The transcript is spliced from 4 exons. Lineage: Eukaryota; Metazoa; Mollusca; Gastropoda; Lepetellida; Haliotidae. The record is from RefSeq and is a predicted model, not a curated record. Gene Ontology annotation, biological process: G protein-coupled receptor signaling pathway; cell surface receptor signaling pathway. Bases 108 to 2747 code for a protein of 879 amino acids. Gene Ontology annotation, cellular component: membrane.